Messenger RNA from Malania oleifera, 1285 nucleotides. RefSeq names its product PLASMODESMATA CALLOSE-BINDING PROTEIN 2. The transcript is spliced from 4 exons. The coding region runs from base 148 to 1017 and encodes 289 amino acids. The record is from RefSeq and is a predicted model, not a curated record. NCBI's taxonomy places the organism in Eukaryota, Viridiplantae, Streptophyta, Magnoliopsida, Santalales, Ximeniaceae.
AUAUUUAUAAUAAUAAACCCAGGGGCAGACCGAUCCUCUCUCUUCCGCAAUAAGAGAAAAUUCAUCCUUACUCCCCUGAUGCACAUUGCUUGAACAUUGAACUCAAGAACUCUCAAACCAGGUUGUAGAAGCCGUUUGGGGAUCUAGAUGGGUGCUAGAAAACCAUGGUUUCUCAUCUUUUUCCUCUUGUUUCUCGUACUCACUUCAGGUUCAAAUGUUGCAGAGAAACCUCCUUCAGAAGCAAUCCAGCAGCAAAUCAAGUACCUGCAUGCUCAAGCAAACCGGAUGCUUUUUACAUCGACAGAAUCCACCACCCAAAUGGAUGCAACUCCUGGAACUAUUCCUAUUGUUAACCCCUCAACUCCGACCACAGCGACGCCAAUUGUAAAUCCAACCACACCUCCAUUACCACCAACCCCAACCACCCCAACCACAACCCCGACCACCCCAACCACAACCCCAACCCCAACCACCACAACCCCGACCCCAACCACCACCACCCCAACCACCACCCCUACCACUCCAACUUCAUCAGGUGGGACUUGGUGCAUUGCGAACCCUAGCGCUUCACAAACUGCUUUACAGGUGGCUCUUGACUAUGCCUGUGGCUAUGGGGGAUCAGAUUGUUCAGUGAUACAGCCAAGUGGAAGCUGUUACAACCCAAACACCAUCCAUGACCAUGCUUCUUACGCUUUCAAUGACUACUACCAGAAGAAUCCAGCACCUACUAGCUGUGUUUUUGGAGGAACUGCACAACUGACCUACACAGACCCAAGUUCGGGAAGUUGCCACUAUGCAUCAUCCUCGACAUCACCAGCAUCACCUACACCACCAACGCCACCUACACCACCAAGCACAAGUUCGCCACUCACUCCAUCCACCCCUAGCGGAUCAACAAUUUAUGGUUCAGAACCAUCAGCUACUCCCAGCUCAGCAGCCUGUGUGUCGCGUAGCUUAGUGCUGGUCUUUGCCGCAACUUGUCUCUUGGUGCCAGUAGUUGCUGCAAAUUACCUCUAAACAGACCAAUGCUCAGAUCCGUUUUCCCACCACAAUGAGAGCGCUGUUCGCUCGCAAAUGUCGCAAAGUUCCAAUGAGGUGCUGCAAAUCAACGACAAGAUAUACACAUCUCAAAGGCCGCCUUUUUCACCCUAAGAUCAUUUCUAUACUUCUACAUCUAUGUAUGCUUUAUAAUUGACUAGGAAGUAAUGGAAAAUUGAAGCAUAGAGUAAUCUAAUUAGUUCAUGUACCUGUAGAGACAUUUAAAAAAAAUCAGCUACUGUCUAAA